CCCCUCUCUCCCGCCUCUCCUCCUCCCUUUCCCACCCCUCGGAGUGGAGCUGCACAUGCGGCUGCUCCCUGCUCCGUCCCGCCCAGCCACCGUCGCGCAGGAACGGGUCCCUGCAGCCCCCAGCCGAUGGCAGGACAGUAGCCGCCUGUCAGAGGUCGUGAACGGCUGAGGCAGACGCAGCGGCUCCCGGGCCUCAAGAGAGUGGGUGUCUCCGGAGGCCAUGGGCUACCCGGAGGUGGAGCGCAGGGAACUCCUGCCUGCAGCAGCGCCACGGGAGCGAGGGAGCCAGGGCUGCGGGUGUCGCGGGGCCCCUGCCCGGGCGGGCGAAGGGAACAGCUGCCUGCUCUUCCUGGGUUUCUUUGGCCUCUCGCUGGCCCUCCACCUGCUGACGUUGUGCUGCUACCUAGAGUUGCGCUCGGAGUUGCUGCGGGAACGUGGAGCCGAGUCCCGCCUUGGCGGCUCGGGCACCCCUGGCACCUCUGGCACCCUAAGCAGCCUCAGUGGCCUCGACCCUGACAGCCCCAUCACCAGUCGCCUUGGGCAGCCGUCACCUAAGCAGCAGCCAUUGGAACCGGGAGAAGCCGCACUCCCCUCUGACUCCCAGGACGGGCACCAGAUGGCCCUAUUGAAUUUCUUCUUCCCUGAUGAAAAGCCAUACUCUGAAGAAGAAAGUAGGCGUGUUCGCCGCAAUAAAAGAAGCAAAAGCAAUGAAGGAGCAGAUGGUCCAGUUAAAAACAAGAAAAAGGGAAAGAAAGCAGGACCUCCUGGACCCAAUGGCCCUCCAGGACCCCCAGGACCUCCAGGACCCCAGGGACCCCCAGGAAUUCCAGGGAUUCCUGGAAUUCCAGGAACAACUGUUAUGGGACCACCUGGUCCUCCAGGUCCUCCUGGUCCUCAAGGACCUCCUGGCCUCCAGGGACCUUCUGGUGCUGCUGAUAAAGCUGGCACUCGAGAAAACCAGCCAGCUGUGGUGCAUCUACAGGGCCAAGGGUCAGCAAUUCAAGUCAAGAAUGAUCUUUCAGGUGGAGUGCUCAAUGACUGGUCUCGCAUCACUAUGAACCCCAAGGUGUUUAAGCUACAUCCCCGCAGCGGGGAGCUGGAGGUACUGGUGGACGGCACCUACUUCAUCUAUAGUCAGGUAGAAGUAUACUACAUCAACUUCACUGACUUUGCCAGCUAUGAGGUGGUGGUGGAUGAGAAGCCCUUCCUGCAGUGCACACGCAGCAUCGAGACGGGCAAGACCAACUACAACACUUGCUAUACCGCAGGCGUCUGCCUCCUCAAGGCCCGGCAGAAGAUUGCCGUCAAGAUGGUGCACGCUGACAUCUCCAUCAACAUGAGCAAGCACACCACGUUCUUUGGGGCCAUCAGGCUGGGUGAAGCCCCUGCAUCCUAGAUUCCCCCCAUUUUGCCUCUGUCCAUGCCCCUUCCUGGGGUUUGGGAGCCAGGACUCCCAGAACCUCUAAGUGCUGCUGUGGAGUGAGGUGUAUUGCUGUUGCAGCCGCAGAGAGAAAUGCCCCAGUGUUAUUUAUUCCCCAGUGACUCCAGGGUGACAAGGCCUGCUUGACUUUCCAGAAUGACCUUGAGUUAACAGGACAGUUGAUGGAGCCCCAGGGUUUACAUGAAGCAGAACCUUCUUUGGUUCCAUGUUGACUGGCUUAUGGCAUGACUCUUCAACCCCGAGGUCCCUGUUGUCAGAUCUAUUGUUUGUUGCACUAAAAUGAGGAUCCAGGGCAGCAGGCCAGAGAAAGCAAAGGUGCACUCCAGACUCUGGGGGUGGACAUCUGACCCCAAGGGGGCUGCUGCUCCUCUCUUGGGUAGGGUAGUGGCUGGGGCGGAGUGGGAAGGGAGCAUUGCAGCCUAAGAAGAAGGCCAGAGAGGGAAAAGGCAGGUGCUUUUGGCAGAGACCAUGAGAGAAACCUGCCAAGGAGCAUCCUUGGCAGUGGGAAUUUUCUUUCUGCUCUAUACUGUGGCCUGCAGGAGGGUCGGAGUGCUCUUCCCACUCCGGCUGACAGCCACACCGUGGCAGCUUGCUGGGCUUUGGGAAGUUUGCUGUGCUUUGGAACAAUCACAGGGAAUGGCCACAAGACCCUGCCCGCAUAAGACCCUGAAUCCGUACUUGGGUCACAUGUCUCUCAUUUUAUUUACAGCUGUGCUCCACACUCAGAAAAUUCCCUGGGGUCACCUUCUAGUUUCCCCCAUUCCCAGCCUGACUAGAACUCCUGUCUUCUUUCUCCACAGAGCCUACCUCUGUCUGAGACAGGUGCCUAACCUGGGACCUGUGGUCGUGUGAGUCUGGGAUAUUCUUUAGCUUACCUGGGCACAAACAGAAUUUUCCAUUUAUUAAGCAGUACAAAUGUUUUUCAUCCAUUCCUAAUCGAAUUCUGUCUGGGGACAAAGGGUUGGACUGGAUGACCUCCAGAAGUCCCUUCAAUUUCUGGUACCUGUGACUCUUAGCAGGUAGCCCUCACCACAGCCUUCUAAAUUCCCAAAUCCUAGACUGCUCCUGGGCAUUAGCAAGGCGGAGCCUUGCUUGGUCUAGAAAGGGCAAGGGGUGAGGAUAGGACAGAGGGAUUUUGUUCAAGUUUGCUGCAACCCAAGUGGACAUUAGGCCAGGCCUUACCUGAAAGGCCAGCAGCUGAUGCCAUACUAACCCAGUCUUUCUUCACUCUGGCUUCAAAAAGUCACAGCAGAGCAUUGUCACCGCAGGUGCUCAUGCUGCUCCCCUAAAGCCAGGCUCAGGAAAAGCCAGUGUCUAGGCACUGAGCAGGGAUCUGCCCCCUAGUUCAGGUCCAAAUUCACCUUCCCCUAAACCCCAAGCUUCCCACCAGAUCAUAUGGUAGGACCCUCGAGAGCCUUACUUCAAAGUGCCUGGGCUCAGCCUGGCUUCUGGGUGCUAAGUCCAGCCCAAACCUGGGAAGGUCAGCCUUGUAAAGUCUGCUCCUCUUGUUCCUGAAAUGUGUUUCCUUUUCAGGAGAUGGGGAAUAAGUUCCUUCAGGCAGCUGAAAUUCACCAAGAACAGCGGGUACUUAUUUCUCAGCUGUGCCUUCCCUUUCUAAGCAACCACACUGCUUGGCCCUUCAAGGGUCAGGGUGAGAGGGGAUGGGCUAGGCCUCCGUUGUCUGGUUGCUAAUGACAGCCUUGCAACCCAAGGUGAGGUGAACUCCAGGCAUGUGUCUGGCCCUAACUCCUAUAAAGUGCCUUGGACAGUCUGCAGUUGUAGCAGAAACCAACAAGAACCUCUCCUUCAUGUUUGGAAAAUAAUUUCUCUUUUAUUAUCUCCUUUGAAGAAGGCAAGGCUGAUAAUAUGACAAACAUCAUUGUUUAGAUGAGGCUCAGAGAGGUAGCACUCUCAGAGUGUUUUGACCAGUUUAAGCCGCAGACCUGGAGCUUCAGCCAGGUCUGACUCCAAAGCUGUUCCAUUAUACCACAGCACUGUGUGGAAUUUGAGGUCUAGAGAGAACCAAUAAAAGUGGUAAUUUGGAACUGAAAUCCUUGAGAGUUCUAGGGAGAAACCCAGAGAUGCCUGAUUUCAUUCCUCAAUGGUAAUACCUGUCCUCUUGGCUGCCAGGGGCUCUGUGGCAAAAAGAGUCAGACAUUUCUUUGGAAAACAGCCAAAAGCCUUAGAGCUCUUGUGUUCAGAAGAAUCUUCCUGGUACCAUGUUGAAGCAGCAGGCCUCUGGGACCCACAGAACUGGUGGCCUUUAUGUUCUUUCACCCAUCCUAGGAACCAACCAACCAUCAUGUGUGGAGCCCCUACUGUGGGCAAGGUCCUCCUUUCAUUACCCUACAGACAGCUUACAGGAGCCAGCCUGCUUCCCACAACUACUAGUGUGACUCCUUAUCUCUUACCACCAUACCUUAGAGACUUUGAUACUACCAGGGUCUCUCAGGGAUGGAGGGAAGAUCUGAAAGAGAGGACUGGUUCUGAGGCCAGAAAGGUGUGAGGAGAGAGGAGGAAAAGUCUUCCUAAUUGUGCCCCUAAAGAGCAUCCUGAUACCAUUCUGUUCUCCAGAAAUGGAGGGGAUGAUAAAGGAAAUAGGAUCUCCACUGGACCCUUGAUUCAUUCUGAACCCUCCAAAGGAACUCUAGAGGGCGAGGGAUGAUGAGGGAAGCAAUAGGUAGCUGGGGAGCCCUAUUGCUGCUAAGUUAUUGGCAAAGUGACAAAGCAAUUUACUGAUGAGAGAAUGUGGAAAUAGAUGUGCAGUUUGGAAUUAUGCUGGUGUGAGUUUGCCAGAGGACCAAUGCUAGCAUGGAGAAUGGGACGAGGACAUUUGUGGUCAAGCAGAUGACAGAGGUUUGAAGGAGAAUUGCAUGGCAGGAGUCUCUGCCAGCUACUUGGGCUUCAACAGCCAAGCUGGCACAAAAGACAGCUGGCGGAGGCUGCUCGGCUACUGGUUACCUGGAGUAGUAUUUGCCUAUUUCCCCCUUCAUCCAUCCUGAGCCAAAUUUCUUUUGCUGAACAGGAAAGAGCUAGGAACCCUGGAGGUAAACAAAGACUUUGAUCCAUGUAUGAGUGUGUGUGUUUAUGUAACUUCCUGUGGAUGCAAAUAGAUUCAGAGAAAUUUAGAGCUAAAAAGGCCCUUAGAGGGAAUCUAGCCCAACCUACAUUCCACCCUGUUACUUAUGUAGAAACUGAGGCCCAGAGAAGGAAGAUGACCUGCCCCAAGUGGUGAGCAAGCACCAACCUCCAUACUCAGCAGAGUGAGGGGGUAAAGCAGUUCCUGUCCCACAUGGCCAUCUUCUUUCUUCCACCCACAAACUCCAGGCUGGAAGUACUUGGCCCCCUUCAGGAGCCUGGCCAGGCAGGGAGAGAGUAGCUGCAGCCUUCAUCAGAACUCUUCCUCCUCCCAAGGCAUUCUCCCAGCUCUAGCCUCUGGACUGGAAAGCACAAGACUGGCCCAGUACCAGCAAGUCCUUAGGCUACUGUAAUGCUGCCUCAGGACCCAUCCCUGCCUGGAGGCUCCUCUAGGCCCUGUGAGCACAAAGAAGAAAGCUGAUUUUUGUCUUUUAAUCCAUUUCAGGACUCUCUCCAGGAGGGCUCGGGGUGUGUCAUUUCUAUAUUCCUCCAGCUGGGAUUGGGGGGUGGGCUUUGUUGUGAGAAUGGCCUGGAGCAGGCCCAAUGCUGCUUUUGGGGGUCAGCAUCCAGUGUGAGAUACUGUGUAUAUAAACUAUAUAUAAUGUAUAUAAACUGGGAUGUAAGUUUGUGUAAAUUAAUGGUUUAUUCUUUGCAAAUAAAGCGCUUUCCCCGUCUGUUCUUGAAA
Messenger RNA from Pongo pygmaeus (Bornean orangutan), 5264 nucleotides. RefSeq names its product ectodysplasin A (gene EDA). Lineage: Eukaryota; Metazoa; Chordata; Mammalia; Primates; Hominidae. Gene Ontology annotation, cellular component: membrane. The transcript is spliced from 8 exons. The record is from RefSeq and is a predicted model, not a curated record. Gene Ontology annotation, biological process: animal organ development; immune response. Gene Ontology annotation, molecular function: death receptor agonist activity; death receptor binding; tumor necrosis factor receptor binding. The coding region runs from base 221 to 1396 and encodes 391 amino acids.